AUGAAGCUCUGCGGCCUGGGGACGGCCCUGGUGCUCACGUUCUCGGACCCAGUCGUCGACGUGCUCAACGAGGCCGGCGCGCGGUCGGGCGUCAACGCCUUCUACGUGUCCUUCGUCGUCGCGCCCAUCAUCACGAACGGGAGCGAGGUCCUCGCGUCCUACACCUUCGCGCUCAAGAAGACGCAGAAGUCCAUGGUCGUCGCCUACGAGCAGCUCCUGGGCGCGGCGGUCAUGAACAACACGUACUGCCUCCUCGUCUUCCUCGCCAUCAUCUACUUCCAGAAGCUCUACUGGAAGUACACGGCGGAGACGCUCGCGAUCCUCGCCGCGGAGGCCUGCGUCUUCGCCGUCGCGACGCGGCCCGUCCACACGCCGAAGACGGCGCUCGCGGUGCUGUCGCUCUUCCCCGCGACCAUCGCGCUCGUCUACGUCCUCGAGACCUACGUGGGCCUCGCCUAA
This is a messenger RNA of Aureococcus anophagefferens, 459 nucleotides long. RefSeq lists its product as hypothetical. Gene Ontology annotation, molecular function: calcium:proton antiporter activity. Gene Ontology annotation, cellular component: membrane. NCBI's taxonomy places the organism in Eukaryota, Pelagophyceae, Pelagomonadales, Pelagomonadaceae. The record is from RefSeq and is a predicted model, not a curated record. The transcript has a single exon. Gene Ontology annotation, biological process: intracellular calcium ion homeostasis; calcium ion transmembrane transport. Bases 1 to 459 code for a protein of 152 amino acids.